CAUUAUUCUGUGCCUCGGCUGCCGCAACGGCUAGUUCCCGUGUCAUCUCCUAGCGGCCUGGCGCCGAGGCGGCGGUACCCAAGGCUGGAGCCGCAGCGGGAGCCCCCGAUGAUACUCUCCAAGCUCUAAGGAAGAAGUCAAGGAUUAAGGAGACCUGGACUGGAGAGGAGCCUUUUUCAAAAAACAACAAUGACAAGAGAUAAUUGGGCCCACAAUGCUCUGAGACAAGAGGGCCUUGUGAAGGGGAAGGAUGAUACCUGGAAAUGGGGAACCAGCUUCCAAGGAAGCAGCUCCUCUGUUUGGGAGACCUCCCACCUACACUUUAGACAAUUACGUUACCAUGAGACAUCUGGACCCCAGGAGGCCCUGAGCCGGCUCAGGGAACUCUGUCGCCGGUGGCUGAGACCAGAAGCACGCACCAAGGCACAGAUCCUGGAGCUGCUGGUGCUGGAGCAGUUUCUGAGCAUCCUGCCUGGGGAGAUUCGGACCUGGGUACAGCUCCAUCACCCUGGAAGUGGCGAGGAGGCUGUGGCCCUGGUAGAGGAGCUGCAGAAAGACCUUGAUGGACCAGCAAUACAAGUCUGGCUUCUGUUCCCACCGUUCUGUACAGUCUCCUCUGGGAGAGGUCACCAGUGCCAUGAGUGGGGCUCGAGGGCAGCUCCAUUGUUCUCAAUGCAAAGCUUUACUGCUGUUUUGAUGCUCCAUACUUGAGGUUCCAGUCCUUGUCCAGGAUCAGGACACUCUCCAGAAGGCGGUGAGUGCCCCAGGAACAACACUUCCUCCUCUACUUCCUGGCAGCCACAUAGCAGCUGAAAUUUGCCCGCAUCCUCCUACUGACCUAGUGGCAUUCAACCUCCAGGAUCCUCAGCAUGAUUCUCCUGCCCCUGAAGCUUCUGCCCUUUCCCAGGAAGAGAACCCAAGAAAUCAAUUAAUGGCACUUAUGCUCCUAACAGCCCAGCCCCAGGAGUUGGUGAUGUUCGAGGAGGUGUCAGUAUGCUUCACUUCAGAGGAAUGGGCAUGUCUGGGCCCAAUCCAGAGGGCCUUGUACUGGGAUGUGAUGCUGGAGAAUUAUGGAAAUGUGACCUCCCUAGAAUGGGAGACCAUGACUGAGAAUGAGGAGGUGACAUCAAAGCCAAGUAGUUCUCAAAGAGCAGAGUCUCAUAAAGGAACAUCAAAAAGACUUCAAGGAAGUGUUCCCCAGGUCCUUGAUUUUGAAGAAGAGUGUGAAUGGCAAGUUUUGGCAAGUCAGUGGGGAAAUGAAACAGAUGAAAGGGCAGAUACAGUGAAGAAAGGUUCCCUUUGUGAACGAGACAAGAAGAAAAGGACUCCACCAGAGAAACAAGGCCAAAAGUGGAAGGAAUUUGGAGACAGCUUGACUUUCGGUUCAGCUAUUUCUGAAAGUUUAAUAGGUACUGAAGGAAAGAAGUUUUAUAAAUGUGAUAUAUGUUGUAAGCAUUUUAAUAAAAUCUCCCAUCUUGUAAACCAUCGGAGAAUCCACACUGGUGAGAAACCUCAUAAAUGUAAGGAAUGUGGAAAAGGCUUUAUUCAGCGUUCGAGCCUUCUAAUGCAUUUACGGAACCAUUCAGGGGAGAAACCUUAUAAAUGUAAUGAAUGUGGGAAAGCAUUUUCUCAAAGUGCUUACCUUCUAAACCAUCAGAGGAUCCACACUGGGGAGAAACCUUAUAAGUGUAAGGAAUGUGGAAAGGGCUUCUAUAGACACUCAGGCCUAAUUAUACAUCUAAGGCGCCAUUCAGGGGAGAGACCUUAUAAGUGUAAUGAAUGCGGGAAAGUUUUCUCUCAGAAUGCUUACCUCAUUGACCAUCAGAGGCUCCACAAAGGGGAAGAACCUUAUAAAUGUAACAAGUGUCAGAAAGCUUUCAUUCUGAAGAAGAGCCUCAUUCUGCACCAGAGAAUCCACUCUGGGGAAAAACCCUAUAAAUGUGAUGAAUGUGGAAAGACCUUUGCUCAGACCACUUACCUUAUUGACCAUCAGCGACUCCACAGUGCAGAGAACCCUUACAAGUGUAAAGAAUGUGGAAAAGUUUUCAUUCGAAGUAAAAGCCUCCUCUUACAUCAGAGAGUCCACACAGAAAAGAAAACCUUUGGUUGUAAAAAAUGUGGGAAGAUUUUCAGUUCUAAGUCAAACUUCCUUGACCAUAAGAGGAUGCACAGCAGAGAGAAACCUUAUAAAUGCACUGAAUGUGGGAAAGCCUUUACUCAAAGUGCUUACCUUUUUGACCACCAGAGACUCCACAAUGGGGAGAAGCCCUAUGAAUGUAAUGAAUGUGGGAAAGUUUUUAUUCUGAAGAAGAGCCUCAUUUUACAUCAAAGGUUCCACACUGGAGAGAAUCUCUAUGAAUGUAAAGAUUGUGGAAAGGUCUUCGGUUCAAACAGAAACCUCAUUGACCAUGAGAGACUCCACAAUGGGGAGAAGCCAUAUGAAUGUCAAGAGUGUGGGAAAACCUUUAUUAUGAGCAAAAGUUUUAUGGUCCAUCAGAAACUCCAUACACAAGAGAAAGCCUACAAAUGUGAAGAUUGUGGGAAAGCUUUCAGUUACAAUUCAAGCCUGCUUGUACAUCGGAGAAUCCACACUGGAGAAAAACCCUUUGAAUGUAGUGAGUGUGGAAGAGCUUUCAGUUCAAACAGAAACCUCAUUGAGCAUAAGAGAAUCCACAGUGGUGAGAAACCCUAUGAGUGUGAUGAAUGUGGGAAAUGCUUCAUUCUGAAGAAAAGCCUCAUUGGACAUCAGAGAAUUCACACGAGGGAAAAAUCUUAUAAAUGCAAUGACUGUGGGAAAGUCUUCAGUUACCGCUCAAACCUUAUAGCCCAUCAGAGGAUCCACACUGGUGAGAAGCCCUAUGCAUGUAAUGAGUGUGGAAAAGGUUUUACCUACAACAGAAACCUAAUUGAACAUCAAAGAAUUCACAGUGGAGAAAAAACCUACGAAUGUCUUAUAUGUAGGAAAGUCCUUACCUCUAGUAGAAAUCUUAUGGUACAUCAAAGAAUCCACACUGGAGAGAAACCUUAUAAAUGUAAUGAGUGUGGAAAAGACUUUAGUCAGAAUAAAAACCUUGUUGUACAUCAGAGAAUGCACACUGGGGAAAAACCUUAUGAGUGUGAGAAGUGUAGGAAAUCCUUUACUUCUAAAAGGAAUUUAGUUGGCCACCAGAGAAUUCACACAGGGGAGAAACCUUAUGGAUGUAAUGAUUGUAGUAAAGUUUUUAGGCAAAGAAAAAACCUUACUGUACAUCAGAAAAUCCACACAGAUGAAAAACCUUGUGAAUGUGAUGUGUCUGAAAAAGAGUUCUGUCAGACUUCCAGCGUUCAUCUUCAACAGAAAAUCCAUACCAUUGAGGAAUUGUCUUGGCUACAAAACACCCAUGAGUCUAAGAUUGAGAUGCAGAAAAUCUAGUGUCAUAUAUGAAAUGGAAUAGAAUCCCUGCCUACUUAAGUAACUGUUUGACAAAUGAUAUAUAUUUCUUCUAAGAAAAAAGUUUAUUAUUUACUCUUUAAUAGACAAAUGAGUAGCAUGUAGAAGAAAGUUAAUAGGCCGGGCGUGGUGGCUCACGCCUGUAAUCUCAGCACUUUGGGAGGCCGAAGCGAGUGGAUCACCCGGGGUCAGGAUUUCGAGACCAGCCUGACCAACAUGGUGAAACCCUGUCUCUACUGAAAUACAAAAAUUAUCCAGGCAUGGGGGCACAUGCCUGUAAUCCCAGCUACUCAGGAGACUGAGGCAGGAGAAUCACUUGAACCCGGGAGGGCGGAGGUUGCAGUGAGCUGAGAGCAUGCCAUUGCACUCCAGCCUGGGCAACAAGAGCAAAACUCUGUCUGAAAAAAUAAAAGAAAGUUCAUCCCAACUUUCAAGUCUUCAAAAACAUAAUCCAAAUCUAAUAACAUAGUUGUAAAUGACAGCAACAAAUAUCUUUGUAUUAAAAAGUAGACAUGGACUGGGUGCAGUGGCUCACUCCUGUAGUCCCAGGACUUUGGGAGGCCGAGGUGGGAAGAUCACUUGAGCCCAGGAGUUGGAGACAAACUUGGGCAACAUAGGGAGACCCAUCUUUAGUAAAUAAAAAUAAAUUUAUUAAUAAAAUUAAAAAUUAAUCAUAAAAAGUGGACAUUGGUUUUUAAAAUGUGUAUAGUAUGCAUUUUAAAGAUAGCAUCACUGCUAUAGAAAACCUGAACAGACAGUAUGAUCCCGAAUGUCAGGUGUGGAGUUGGGUGGACAAGAGUCUGAUGAGGACAACCUAAGAAGAGCACUGGAUUUGGAAUCAGAAGACCUACCUUUGAUUCCUGGCUUUCCCUUAAUGGCCAUGUGAUGUUAUUAAGUCAGCCCUAAAGCCUCAGUUUCCUGUCAGAUGUUGACAUGAUACCUACCUCACAGGGUUGUUGUGAGGGUUAAGUGAGAGGAUCUUUGUGAAAGUGCUUUUUGAAAUCAUUCAGUUGUCAAUAAAGUUGGAUAAAAGAGGUUAUGGUCAAAGUAUAAAACAUGGGAUCAUGUAAGUUUGUGUAUUAAGUUAAUAUUAGAAUGAGGGGGAUUCCAUGAACCUAAAAGAUGCUCAUUUUUAUAAGAGGAAGUAUGGUGAAUAGCUAACUGGAAUUUAGUGCUGUAAAAAUAUUUUUUUUUAAUUUACCUUUAAAAAUAAGGGAGUUAAUAGAUUUUAUAUCUAGUUUAUGUGUAUGGAAAAAAAUGUUAUGGCCAGCCAUUAACAGUGAUGCCAAGGAAAACAAUUUAUUUUCCAGCUUUUGAAUUUGAAACUUAACAGAUGUAGAGUGUUAAAAUGGAAGGGCAGUGGUACCCUGCUUUCCCUAUCCAGAAGGAAAAAAAUCCUUGACUGAGCAGUUGAACUGAUGAUCCCCGCCACAGUCAUUGUCAAUUCUAAUCAAUAUUUCAUCAUUGCUGUCAAAUGAUAGCCUGUUACUCAUGAAACAGCAUUCUGUCCCAGCACUAAAUUUACUGGGACAUAAAUUUUUCUUACGGAGCCAAGCUCUUCACUGAUGAAGCCAAUGCAGAAUCCACUUUUGGGCAGUCAGUGCCCAUUAACCCCUGUGAACCAUUCUGUGUCCUUGAGUACAUUUGUAGGUUUUAACUCAGUCUAUAUUCUUGAGUUAGUAAUUUUUAUGUUGUAAUUCUCAAAGUUCUGUUUCUGUAGCUGGACUGUGAAUAAUAUCUGAAUAUGAAGAUUGUGUUUUUUAAUAAUGUCAGAGUGGUAUUUUGAUUAUCAUAAAUAUUACUAAUUCAGCCCCACAGUUUGUUGGGGGCUGGUUCCUCAUUAGAAUGAAAGGAAACCAAGAGUGAAAACUGGAAAGGGCCUAAGGCUUAAAGUCUUAAGACCUGGAUGUGGGUCACAUUUUGCCAUCUGCCUCAGAAAAAAUAACUCUUCAGUUCUUGGAGCCUUGAAUUCCUCAUCUGUCAAACAGGAGGAAGAAUAUCUACCUCACAAAGUUCUUAUGAGAUAAUGAAUAUGAAAAUGCUUCAUCCAUGUUGUAGAAGAAUCACCCCAGCUUAUAUAAUAAUUGCAAAGGACAUACGUAGUUUAACAGUAGAGAAUGUUGUCAUUUGCCUCUUCAGCAAGUAACAAAAUGUAACGUUGCUUAGACUGAGACAGCCCACAUAAUGUGCCACCUCCUGUGAUGUAAUAAGCUGAAAAAUGUUCAACCUGAAUUUCAUUAAGCUUCUUGGACCUCAUUGCCAGGUUACAGGAAAUACAGGAGGCAGAGGAACAAAUAAAAGACACCACGAGAAACAGACAAAUCCAGAACAUGGAAUAUUGUAUAAGAAAGCUGCCCUAGAUUCUUCUUCAAAAUAUUAUUACGAUGAAAAAGAGAGGGGACUGAAAAUUAUUCAAGCUGUCUGAGUCUACUGUGAGUUUAUUACACCGUUCUCUGCUUUUGUGUAUAUGUGAAAAUUUCCAUAUGAAAAGUAUAAAACAUGGAUGAGGAGGCUUGUUUUUAAAAGAUGAUACUAAAGAGCCAUUAGAUACUAAGAACCAGAAAUAGACUCAUAUAAAUGGCCAAUUGAUUUUUGACAGGGGCAAAAGCAAUUCAAUGGAGGAGGGAUAGCCUUUUCAGCAAAUACUGUUGGAACAAUUGGAUAUCCAUAGGCAGUAAACCAACAACUUCAGGACCCAGGACUGAGCUAAGAAGGCUCAGAUGACUCAAAAGCAUGCUCCUUGAAAGGAAAAAAAAAAAAAGUUAAAUUGGACUUCAUCGAAAUUAAGAUAAUUUGCUCCGUAAGAGACCUUUUUACAAAGAUGAAAAGAUAUUACAGGUUGGGAGAAAAUAUCUGCAAAUCAUAUCCAACAAAGGAUUUGUAUGUAAACUACAUAAAGAACUUUCAAAAUUUAACAGUAAUAAGUAAAUACAAUUAGAAAAUAAAAGACAUUUCACUGAAGUAUACAUAGCAAAUAAGCAAAUGAAAAAAUGUUCAACAUCAUUAGGCAUGAGGGAAAUGCAAAGCAAAAUCAUGAGAUAUCACCACAUUCCUAUCAGAAUAGCUAACUUUUUUUUUUUUUUUUUUUUUUUUUUUUUUUUUUUGUUAUGGUGGUAACUGCUGGCAAGGAUGCAGAGAAACGGGAUCUCAUACUGUUUCUCUGGGAAUGUAAAAUGGUAUAGCCACUCUGGAAUAUGGCAGUUUCUUGUAAAACCAAACAUGUAUAUGUCUUGCCUCAGGAAUUGCACUCCUGAGCAUUUAUCCCAGAGAAAUGAAGACUUGUGUUCACACAAAAACCUGUAUACGAAUGCUCAUAGCAGCUUUAUUUGUAAUGGUCAAAACCUGUAGGCAACCCAUAUAUCCUUCUUUAGAUGGUUAAAACAAAUUGUGGUUUAUGUAUUACCAUGGAAUACUUGUUACUCUGCAAUAAAAUUGACUGACUUAUUGAUAUCCGUAACAACUCAAAUAAAUUUCAAGGAAAUUAAUGCUGAGUGAAAAUAAUCACAAAAGGCCAUAUUGUGUAUGAAAAUGUUCAUAUAACAUUCUCAAAAUGAUAAAACUAUAGAGAUGAAAAAUGGAUUAAUGGUUGUCAAAGGUUAGGGAUGGUGGGAGGGAAAAUGGGGAGAGAGUUGGAUGUAACUAUAAAGAGGUAGCACCAGGAAGGUCUUUAUGGUGAUGGAACACUAGUGUAUCUUGAUUGUAGUGGUGGUUAGACAAAUCUAUAGGUGCUAAAAAUGACAAAAGUAUACACACAUACUGUACCAGUGUUGAUUUCCUUUUUCAUAUUAUGUAAGAUGUAACCAUGAGGGGAAAGUGGGUGAAGGGUGCUAUCUUUGCAUCUUCCUGUGAAUCUGUCAUUUCAAAAUAAAAAGUAAAAACCAACAAUGACAACAAAAACCCAAAACUAAAGAGCCAUAACCAAAUAAAGUGUGUGAAACUGAUUUGAAAAAAAAGUUAUACAUGUUUUAAGACAGUUGGGAAAUUUGAAUAUGAUUGGUUAUUAGAUGGUAUUAGGGAAUUUUUGUUAAUUUUCUUACCUGUGACGGUGAUGGUAGUUUGAAGAAUAUUCUUAAUCUUAAGAGAUGCAUGUUGAAGUAUUUGGAAUGAAUGUUCAGAUGUUUACAACUUAAAAAAAAAAAAAA
This is a messenger RNA of Piliocolobus tephrosceles (Ugandan red Colobus), 7572 nucleotides long. It is a transcript of the gene ZNF197, whose product is annotated as zinc finger protein 197. Gene Ontology annotation, biological process: regulation of DNA-templated transcription. Gene Ontology annotation, molecular function: RNA polymerase II cis-regulatory region sequence-specific DNA binding; DNA-binding transcription factor activity, RNA polymerase II-specific. The record is from RefSeq and is a predicted model, not a curated record. The coding region runs from base 932 to 3412 and encodes 826 amino acids. The transcript is spliced from 7 exons. NCBI's taxonomy places the organism in Eukaryota, Metazoa, Chordata, Mammalia, Primates, Cercopithecidae.